AGGAAGAAAUACGGAGUAAUUCUUUUUCAUUACAUCUAUCACCCCCGAGAUCUCUCCCUCUCUCCGUGUGUCUCUCUUUCUUUUUUUCACUCACAAUUGACUAUACUCACUCAUACUAGUCACUAGCACACACUCAUUCAGAUCUGCGUGUUUCCAAUUCAGAUCUGAAUUAAUUCAGUUAAAUUAUAGCAAUGCGGUCGUUACUAAAUUCAUCCUUCACAACGGCGAUUAUAUCGUUGCUAUUAUUAGUAAGGGCGGCUAUAUACGUAGAGGCAUCUGUUCAUAAUUACGCCGGAGAUAAAUUCAUUAAAAAAGGAAAUGCGUUUGUUAUCCAUGGCGGCAGUGAAGGCAUCUAUUUCUCUCAUUCUUCCACUAAUUCUAAUUCUUCUUCUAAUGGCGAUGCUUACAUUCGAUUUGAGAAGAUUGUAUUUCGAAGGCCUCGAGAGGCUUCAAAUUUUAGCUCAGGGUUGGUAUAUGCCAUUCUUUUUGAGGUGGAUGACCGAGAGACUAUUGGUGGCUCAGCCUAUGGAGGCCAAAGAGCUAUCUGUUGCACUGCAGAUCUAGCGAAAUUGGGUGCAUGCAAGGAAGGGGAGGUUAUUCACCGCUUAUCCACAACAAAUCCUGGGUGGCCUGAAGUAUUUGGUGUCUCGUUCGAGGUCAAUGAAGAAACUUCUACUUUGGAACCGAGGUCUAUUCAGAUUACAAGAACCGGGAUGUAUAAUUUGUAUUUUAUGCAUUGUGAACCAAGACUCUCUGAUGUGGUUGUGGAAGGGGAAACGAUAUGGAAAAAUCCCAGUGGUUACCUUCCGGGGAGAAUGGCACCUCUUUUGAACUUCUAUGGGUUCAUGUCUCUUGGAUUUCUAGUCCUUGGGAUCUUCUGGUUCUCCCAGUAUGCAAGAUUCUGGAAGGAGGUUCUUCACUUGCAGAAUUGUAUAACAUUAGUUAUAACACUGGGAAUGUUUGAGAUGGCAUUAUGGUAUUUUGAUUAUGCAGAGUUCAAUGAGAGUGGAGUGCGACCGACAGGGAUUACAGUAUGGGCAGUAACCUUUGGCACCGUUAAACGCACUGUCUCACGCUUGAUCAUUCUUACUGUUGCUAUGGGAUAUGGAGUUGUUAGGCCAACCUUGGGUGGUCUUACUUCAAAAGUUGUCAUGCUUGGGGGAACAUUUUUUGUUGCUUCUGAGGUACUUGAAUUGGUGGAGCAUGUUGGUGCUGUCAGUGAUCUGUCUGGAAAGGCAAUGUUAUUUUUAUCUCUCCCCGUGGCAGUCUUGGAUGCAUUCUUUGUUCUAUGGAUAUUCACAUCCCUUUCUGCCACUCUGAAUAAGCUCCAGGCCAAGCGAAUGAUGGCCAAACUAGAUAUAUACAGGAAAUUCACAAAUGCUUUGGCUGUAGCUGUUAUUGUGUCAGUGGGCUGGAUAUGCUAUGAGCUUUAUUUUAAGUCAACUGAUAUAUACAAUGAGCAAUGGCAAAAUGCUUGGAUCAUCCCUGCCUUCUGGCACGUUCUGUCGUUCUCUCUUCUCUGUGUCAUCUGUGCUCUUUGGGCUCCGUCUCAGAAUUCAAUGAGAUAUGCAUACUCUGAUGAUGGAAGUGAAGAAUUUGAUAAGGAGGAUACUCUAACGCUUAUAAAACCAUCCCCUGUCUCAACUAAAGACGUAACUGAACUAAGAUCAGUUCACAGUGAUGAUGGUGAUUUGGAAGAAGAUAAAACAGAGUAAUUAUGAAAAGUAUCCACAAGGUUUUGGUUAGCAUCCAUGGUAUCCUAUGCUCUUUUGUAUGCUUAUCGAUUAUAAAUUUCUUUUGUUAAAUUUAUAUAAUACGGAGUAGUACUAUUUUACUAGCUGUAUAUUUUACAAGGUCUUUAAUAAUCCAUUGUGAAUUUUGAGUAAUUUUAGCUGCCACUCCUAUAGUUCUAUAGAAUGGUGGCUGAUGAUGUCCCCUAUGUUUCUAGCAGUAGUUUACGGAAUGAUUAUUAGUUUGUGUUAGAUCAUUUUGAAAAGGAAAUGUAAUGAUGGGUAUAUUUACGUUA
Molecule: messenger RNA, 2026 nt
Organism: Erigeron canadensis
Lineage: Eukaryota; Viridiplantae; Streptophyta; Magnoliopsida; Asterales; Asteraceae
Product: transmembrane protein 87A
Exons: 5
Coding region: 192-1715 (507 amino acids)
Biological process (GO): transport
Cellular component (GO): Golgi apparatus; membrane
Source: RefSeq, a predicted model, not a curated record